Messenger RNA from Amphimedon queenslandica, 1454 nucleotides. Its product is annotated as ATPase family AAA domain-containing protein 3-like. The record is from RefSeq and is a predicted model, not a curated record. Bases 138 to 1280 code for a protein of 380 amino acids. The transcript is spliced from 6 exons. Lineage: Eukaryota; Metazoa; Porifera; Demospongiae; Haplosclerida; Niphatidae.
UUUUGGCUGCUCGCAGUCCUCGGCUAUUGCUUAUACUCGUUCCUGGUCUUGCUGUGUGUUAGGGAUAGUUCUCCUCUUUUUCAUACUGCCCAGUUAGUGAAGCUAAAGGUGUGAGCAACUCGACAGACAGCCACUAAAUGGAGCCAGAAAAAAAAGACAAAUCAAUGAAGGAAUAUGAGGAAGAAAUAGAACAACUAAAGACACUGAAUGAAACGUUACAAACUCAUGUUGAUUUAAAAGAAGUACAGAGUGCAGUUUACAAACAAGACUUUGAAGCUGAAAGGAAUGACAGGCAAAGAAUACAUGAAGAAUGUGAAACUCUUAGAACAAGAAUGGAGGAAUUAUUGGCACAGCAUGAAGUUGAUAGACAAAUAAUAAAGACUCAAGAUGAAGAAAUAAAAGUUUUAAAAAGACAGCUUGAUGCUUCCAUUAGUCAGAAUCAAGAAGAUAAAAUGCAAGCACUAAGAGACGAAAAAGAAAGUCUUCUGAAGGCUUACGAUCAAGAAAGAACAAGAGCUAAUAGACUAGAGGAACAAAUUGAACUAAUGAAAGAAGCCAAUAAUAUACAAACUCGCUCAAGGAGAAGCUAUUCUUAUUCCUCAUCUCAUCAUUAUGAUUCCUUUCCAUCUGACUCUGAUUCUUUUUCUCCUCCUCCAUUUGCCCAUCAAUCAGUCGGUGAUUCUUCAUAUUUUCCUUUUAAUCCGACCCCCUCACCCUCUCCUCACAUCAGUGAAAGAAGAAAUAAACCAAGAAUAGUAAAAGAAGAUGUUACCAGCCGAAAUCAUGAUUAUACCACCAGCAUUCCUUCUCACAUACGACCACAUCUCAGUAGAGAAGAAAUGUAUAGAAGAUUUGGAGGAGGUCAAAUGAGAAGAGAAGAGUAUGAAAGACCAAGAGUCUCACCAGCAUAUACCAGUAGCAUACCUAAAUCUGUUCAACCUCAGCUCAGCGAAGAGGAAAUGAAAAACCUCUUCAAACCAAGAGUGUCACCAGCAUAUACCAGUAGUAUACCUGAAUCUGUUCAACCUCAGCUCAGUGAGGAGGAAAUGAAAAGCCAUUUCAAACCAAGAGUGUCACCAGCAUAUACUAGCAGUAUACCUGAUUCUGUUCGACCUCAAGUCAGCGAAGAGGAAAUGAAAAGGCGUUUUAAGAACCACCAGCAGCCAUACAACCAGUACAGGAGGGAGGACAGUGAGGAGCACUGGAGAGUUAAUGAAGAGACGGACCAAGCUUUGCUUGAAGUUGAUCGUAUUAGAAAGCAAAAUCCCAUUCAUCCUUAAACAACACAUUAAUGGGAAUGAAUAAAUUUAGUGUGAUGAUAGAUGUAGACCUGUAAUAUUGCUAGAAUGCAAAUGUACAUGUACAUAUACAUCUUUUUGAUACUAGUACUACUGCAAUUUUAAUUUGCUUUUAUAAUAACAGGCUGGCACACCUUUUCUGUGACACACCCCCUG